This is a messenger RNA of Fusarium oxysporum Fo47, 1046 nucleotides long. RefSeq lists its product as uncharacterized. The coding region runs from base 85 to 912 and encodes 275 amino acids. The record is from RefSeq and is a predicted model, not a curated record. The transcript has a single exon. Lineage: Eukaryota; Fungi; Ascomycota; Sordariomycetes; Hypocreales; Nectriaceae.
CAUUUUAAUACACUCGAGUUCUAUCCAGCACAUGCGGCUCCUCUCACGCCUAUCAAUAUUUUGAUAUAUUCUACAGCACUGUUCAUGGCCGACCCUGACACGGAAAUCGCUGCUCGAGUACUAUGCAGCUUAUUCAAAGAUCGAGGCAACAAGGAAACUGGCCAGUCUUCAUUGCCGACCCCUAGCCUUUCCCCCGCGUUGCCAACCCCUCCAUUGUCGGAUGAUCAAGUUCAUGUCACAGUUAGUCCAUCUCCAUCACAAACAAAGAUACUACAGUGUCUAGAACCUGCGAUUCCGCCCCUGCAAUGUCACCUCCCUGUCCGUUUGGUCCUAGACCAUCCCUCUCUGACUCUAGGGGCGAAGUCUACUCAUUCCCAACUCUUGCUCUCAAAUCGAGAAGGGAACUCACAACCCAACCGUCCUGUAUUACACGUCAGGGGCUUGUUUUGUAGCAAUAAGCUUCCCCCACUACCUGACCCUGAUCCGAAUCCAGAUCGGCAGCUGUCGUAUCAUGCGGACGGCACUUGGGAAGAAGGCGCAGCGGCAUUGAGCUUACUCCUCGUCAACCUUCCUGACCUACGCAUCUACGAGGGAGAGAUGCUGGAAAUGAGGGAUUCCCUCGAGGAAAAUAUGUUUGAGCUCUGUCGCCUCAUGGAGCAUAGAGAUGGUGGCCUUCCGAGGGAGCUUGUCGAGAAGAAGAUGAUGUAUUACUUGGAUUUCAUCUUCAGGUUGGCCGGAGAAGGAUACGAGCAAAGGACCAUCCUCGAGCAGGGACGGGCAAAGAUGGAACUUGCUUUGAGUUGGGUAUCGGGCCUCAUUAGGCAUUGGGACGAGCAUGUAUCUACAGUGCUUUUCGCUGAUGCAAUGGAGCAGAAUCCUCAUCAUCACCAGCGACACCAGGGGGCAAAUUAGAGAUUGACGCUGAAGUUUGGUGCACACAGCAAUUGAGGACGCUUUCACAGAUUCUUUUGAUUAGCCCUCCCCGCGAAUCCUUACUCAUCAAUAGAACCAUUCAAACCAUCUCGCUUCAUUACAAUGUUUUGUGU